AUGCGUCUUCCCUGCAUCCCAAUAUUCUUUGCUGUUGCUACCCGUCCAAUGGGCGUUAGUGCACAUGCAGAGUCGGACGCCGUCACCACAGAUGGUCACUAUGAGGUCCAGAGACAAUUGAGGGUCCAAGAGCGCGGACACGGCGAAGACGUAGAGGAGAGGAUGAUAGGCCUUAACUUUGGCGAAGAAUUUAUGAAUGCGGCCGAAGAAACUGAAAGUACGAUCCUAAACUCGGCUCCGCUCGAAGGUGAGUCAGUUAUCACGUAUGUAAGACCAGAUACCCUCAAACGUCAGUCAGACAUAGUGGAAUCCGACCUAAGAUCAGCCAAGAAACGUAAAAGUGUGGUGAAUCAAUUUUUGAGUAAAGCGGCCGAGGCAGAAUCGCUGAACACGUAUACGAAAGAGGGUGAAAAGCCUGAAAUCUCUUUCGACGACGUUAUGUCACACUUCAAGAAAGAAGAUAAGGCCAUGCUCCUUACAGAAGCAAACGAGGACAUGCUAAAAUACCUUUAA
Molecule: messenger RNA, 513 nt
Organism: Peronospora farinosa
Lineage: Eukaryota; Oomycota; Peronosporomycetes; Peronosporales; Peronosporaceae
Source: the annotation of a GenBank genome assembly